ACCGUCAUCGUUUGGAUUCAAUCGUUCGAUUUGUAAAGUCGUUUCAUUUGGCCAAGUCUUUGGACUACCCGGUAGAAUAAAGUUACUUGAGAAGAGACAAAACAAAUCUUUCGAACUUUUCAUUCAAGAAAUUCGUAUUUCUUUUUUGUGAAGCUGAGAUGUUUCGUUGCUCGAGAUCUUUCUUGCCAAAGUUCACUGGGACGUUAGGAUCAAGAGCCACAUGUCAAAUUUUGAUUCAAAGAAAUCUCGGCAACCAGAGUGAAGGGGUAAAACCCGCACAUAAAACGGCAAAAGCUUUUGAAAGCAUCCCCGGUGCAUUGCUAACAAAUCCCAGAACGGAAUACCGAAAUAUGCGCGUGUAUCAAGGCAGGAUAAAAGCUGUUGUUCUUGAUUGGGCUGGAACUGUCGUGGACUGUGGCGUAUAUUCUCCUGCGAUUGUCUUUACAAAGAUCUUCGAGCACGAAGGCGUCCCGAUCACGAACGAGGAAGCCCGAGAGCCAAUGGGGAUGCAUAAGAAAGUGCAUAUGCGCACAAUCACGCAAAUGGAAACCGUACGGAGACGGUGGAGGGAAAAAUUUGGUCGCAACCCGAACGAAGAAGAUGUUGAGCGAAUGUACGAGAAAUCAAUUCCGUUGCAAUUGUCGUUGUUGGAAGAAUACAGCGAGAUGAUUACAGGCGCAGUGGAAACUGUCGACAUACUCCAAAAAGACUGGGGGUUGAAAAUUGGCUCGACCACUGGAUUCACGACGCCUAUGCUGGAUGUGGUCAAGCGAAUCGCAGCUAAGAAUGGAUACGUGCCCGAUUGCUAUGUCGCCGCUGACCAAGUGCCACAGGCUCGUCCCUUUCCGUAUAUGGUGUGGAUGAACGCGAUACAAUUGGAUGUAAACCCAAUAUCGGCGAUUGUAAAAGUUGAUGACACGAAAGAUGGGAUAAGAGAAGGCACAUCAGCAGGUUGCUGGGCGGUUGGUCUAGCGAGAACAGGCAACUACGUCGCAUUAAAUGAGAAGGAAAUAGAUCAAUUGAGCGACGAGGAAUACGAAUUAAAGAUUGCGAAAUCCUACGAAACCUUGGCGAACGCUGGCGCACAUUAUGUCAUCGAUACUAUUGCUGAACUCCCACCUGUAAUUGAAGAUAUCAACCGCAGACUGGCUGCUGGCGAACGACCUUGAAUUAUGAAGAUUUUCUGAACAAUACUGGGAAGACAAAUAAUCGUCUGACUUUUUGUAUCAUUCUUCAUACAAGACGAAAUACUCACCGCAUUAACUAUAGUAAUUAUGAUAUAAAUUAAUUAUAACUUAAGGCCCUGUUACACGGUGCAAUUUUUCCUGCAACUUGCAAUGCAAUUCUUGUUUUGAGCGAUGUUAAUAUGAAAACCACCAAACUUUUGUCUUUAUUACACCCCAUGCGUUUCUUGAUUACAUGCACUUACAUUUUGAAAACUCUUCACUAAUUUACAUCUUUUACAUCUAACAUCUAACUUACAUCAAGUUGCCAGAAAAAUUGCACCGUGUAACAUGGCCUUUAUUAUUCAAAAAUCAGAUUGAGGUUCGGAUUUCCAAGCUCAAUGAGAUGAUGUGUUAAUCCCGAACGAUGUUGAUGAGAGCAAAUAAGAGCAUUGCCUGUUUUUCUACCAUACAAUGUUUGUAUAAUAGCAUGCUUCUUCUUAAUUACCAAUGCCGUUUACCGUUCUUAUAGCGCUGUUCAGUUAUCAACAUGGUUUGCCUUUAGCGACAGUAAAUAGAUAGUUUCUUUGUUUUUCCAUGUUCUUCGCUAAUCAUAACUCGGUAUUUAAUAAGUUACUCGAAUUUAAUUUGUCAGGCAUGUCAUCUUUUCUUUCAAUGACUGUCUGCAUGUUUUAAACGAAUCAUGAAAAACCUGUUCUAAGGCAAAAAAAAAGAGAGACGAUUCUUGACGGCAAAUACAUUGUAUGACCAUUCAAAUGAACUAUCUUACUAUAUUCACACUCGUUUCCUGUUUUUAAUUUAUUUAAUAAAUAAACAGCAUUUUUAACUAUUGUCACACAGACUGAGACCGUUUGACAAUGCUACUGCGCUCACACCUAGGCCCUUUCCUUUUUUCGGUAAUAAUGGCCUGACCAGUCCUGAUGGGUUUCAGUACAGACAUGCUGGCAUUUUAGAGUGUUUCAAGAACUCUGCACUAUUUAAAUAUAUUGUUACUUACAUCCA
This is a messenger RNA of Dendronephthya gigantea, 2186 nucleotides long. Its product is annotated as phosphonoacetaldehyde hydrolase-like. Gene Ontology annotation, cellular component: cytosol. Gene Ontology annotation, molecular function: phosphonoacetaldehyde hydrolase activity; phosphoglycolate phosphatase activity. Bases 159 to 1169 code for a protein of 336 amino acids. The record is from RefSeq and is a predicted model, not a curated record. Gene Ontology annotation, biological process: DNA repair; dephosphorylation; organic phosphonate catabolic process. The transcript has 3 exons. NCBI's taxonomy places the organism in Eukaryota, Metazoa, Cnidaria, Anthozoa, Malacalcyonacea, Nephtheidae.